Messenger RNA from Aaosphaeria arxii CBS 175.79, 366 nucleotides. RefSeq lists its product as uncharacterized. The transcript is spliced from 2 exons. Bases 1 to 366 code for a protein of 121 amino acids. NCBI's taxonomy places the organism in Eukaryota, Fungi, Ascomycota, Dothideomycetes, Pleosporales. The record is from RefSeq and is a predicted model, not a curated record.
AUGACACACUUGAUUGAUCUUGCCGAGCUACAGCUCGCAAGGGAGCUCAAAACCUUCAUUCUCGCGGAUGUGCGUGCUCUCUACGGCCCUACGCACGGCAGCCUGUACCAAGGCGACUUCGACAUCCUCACCGCUGGCCGCACAUCUUACCUCGGUGGCGUCCGCUACGACUACCUUACCGCGCAAGCGAUCGUAUACAAGAAACCCGAUUCGCCCUCACAAUGGAAACUCUUAGUGGCAGGACCUGAAAGUGGCACUGUUUCGGGAGCACUGAAAGCCUUAUGGACAGAGGUUCAAGCAAAGAGUCAGAACAUAACAGGGCCGUUACAGCCGGGAGAGAGCUAUAAGGGUUCGAAGAACCUAUGA